Drosophila biarmipes is the source of this 2018-nucleotide messenger RNA. RefSeq names its product WD repeat-containing protein 43. Gene Ontology annotation, cellular component: nucleolus. Gene Ontology annotation, biological process: maturation of SSU-rRNA from tricistronic rRNA transcript (SSU-rRNA, 5.8S rRNA, LSU-rRNA). The record is from RefSeq and is a predicted model, not a curated record. Lineage: Eukaryota; Metazoa; Arthropoda; Insecta; Diptera; Drosophilidae. Bases 17 to 1936 code for a protein of 639 amino acids. Gene Ontology annotation, molecular function: protein binding. The transcript is spliced from 7 exons.
UUCAAAACAAAAAACCAUGUCGGUGGGCAAGAAGCACGUGUUGGGGUUUUCGCCCAAUGGUGGCCAACUAUUUGCCUCGGUGGACCAGCAGGGCAUCCUACGGAUAUGGGACACGGAGACGAACACGCUGAGGCAGGAGUUUACGCCCAAUCUGCAGUUUUCCGGGACGUGCACAGCUCUCACGUGGGUUUCGGAGUCUAGCGCUCGGCCCAAGAAGCGAAAGGAUGUUCGGCUCUUGAUUGCUAUGGGAACGCUAAAGGGAUCAGUGGUCGUCUACUCCAUGGCCGAGGGGAGUAUUGCUCGCACGCUUAGUGGCGAUAGCCAUGAUGGACCAAUCACCUCUAUCGUCUAUGAUAACGCUGGCCAGCUGUACACCGUGGGCGCGGAUUGCAGGGUGAUCGUGUGGUGCUUGUCGGAGGAGCGAUCCAUUGCCGAAUGGCAGGUGGGACCCGAAAAGCCGCAGAACAUAGCCUAUCUGAAGAAUAGUAGCGCCCUGGCCGUCGGCUCACGCCAGCUGAAGGUGUACGACGUCAAAACGAAGGAGCUGGUCGAGACCUUCACCGGCCACUCAGGCGAAAUAAACGCCAUUAGCAGCAUUGCCUGCGCAGAUGGCACUGAUUUCGUUCUGACCACCGCCAAGAUGGAGCGAGUUAUCUGCUUCUGGAAGGUCGACGGGAAGGGAAAGAACAAGGCAUCUGCGUGCACGCUACUAAUGGAGGAUUUGGCCUACUGUCUGACCAGCGAAGUGCGCGACGACGGCCAGCUGCGAGUGGCCAGUGUUACCCGCAAUGGCAAUAUUCACAUUUACCUGCUGAACGUUAACAGUCUAUCUGCAGAGAAGUUUGUAAAACCCAAGGUGUCCCUGCAAAUUGUGUCUGAUGGCGCCGAAACGGUGGAACCCAUUUUUGCAAUGGCGGCACACUUUGUGACCGAUUUAAAUCGCUCACAUGAAAUCCUCUUUUGCUACGGCAGUCGCCAGCAGCUGCAGUUUGAACGUUUCACACCCAACUAUGGCGAGAAACUGAACGUUAUUUUACGCGCCGAUCCAAAAAAGCUGUAUGCGAAAAAGAAGGGGAAGGAGCAGCUCGGUUAUCAGGCUGCCACUAAGGUCCAGAAGCCCAUAGUUAGCCAAAAAACAGUGGAGUACAACACCGCACUGCCCAUCUCCCAGAAAAAGGUUCAGAACGAAGUGCCCAUGGAGGCUCGCCUACAACACCUGAAGAUUCAUGGAACCAAACUGAGCGGAGGAAAGUUGCUCACACAGAGCAAGACGCAACUGCUUAUGCAGGCAUUACACAGCAAGGACCAGGCAAUGAUACGAGCCGUUCUGAGCACGCAGGAUACAGAGACGAUACAGCUGACUUUAGACAGGCUGCCACUCGAAUACGUGAGUCCCCUGGUGAACGAAUUAUCAACCCUGCUGCAAGGAAAGCACUCCAAUGUCAGAUCUGCUCUGCGCUGGCUGCACGUACUGGCUUCCACCCACACGAGUGUCCUGAUGUCCGAAGAUAAGGAGGCGCUGCGCGAAAAACUGAGCAUUUGCCUCGGUGUGGCGGAGCAGCGGAUGAAUUGCCUGUCUGAAGCAUUACAAAUAACGGGGAGAGUAAAUCUGAUUAUCAGCCAGAUGAAGCGCAAUUCGGACAAUCAUUUGAAUAAUAGAAAAGCCUUAGUACUGAACGAUGAUUCAGAUGAGCCAACCGACGCUCCCGACGAUACGCUGUUAGCUGAAAACAACUGGAGCGACUUGGAGGACCAGCAAGGCAGCUCAAAGAGUGAUUCGGACGAUGAGAUGGUGGCAGACGAUGAGCCGGUAGCAGACGAUGAGCUGGUAGCAGACGAUGAGCUGGUAGCAGACGACGAUCUGGCGACCGACGAUCUUAACGCAGACACAGACUCCGACUCCGACGAACCAAUGGAUAAGUCAGCAUCCCCAUAGAUUAAGUUUACCCGCAAUUCCUUGGUCGUCGUACAGCAAAACAUUAAACAAUUGUUUUCCCAACACAGUUUUCUACACCGAA